AACUGAUCCUUAACGGGUCUCAAACAAAUAACAAUCUUAAAUUUUUAUUCUUAAUUUGUCUUUACAGAUAACACUCGUUGACUCUAGCCUUCAAACGGCAAGGUAAUUGUGCAGGAAAAUGAUCCAUUUCGAGCGUUUUUUUGUUCACACGCGGCCCAUAUGCACUGCGGGAGGUACAGCAAUAAGGGAAAAGUACAAAAUCCCUGUUCCAAGCUUCCCCCGGGAAAGAAAGAGCCCAUUUUGGUGUUCGAUAACGCGAAAGGGGGCAUCAUAUUUAACACGGCAUUAUCGGUAGGGUAAUCGGUGCCCGGUCGACUGAUAGUUGCGCGUCAGCAUCCAUUAAUUUCCAUGCGGGAUAAAAACAAACAGGCAGAAGUUUUGUGUGGCUAGCGAAGAAGAUGUCGAGCAUGCUCUCUGAUGGUGGUAUGCAAACCGAUUCUGUUCCUCAUUCUCGUCACUGCUGUUAGACUUACUGCACACACUGCAUAUGGUUGUAUGAAGCGGCAACGGUACGGUGCAGCAUAUACAUAAAGCGAAGCAUAUUCCUCACGAAACUCCCGUGCAGAGGUCGACGCGGGUACGCUCUGUUUACGAUUCAACGCAACAUGCAUCGCGCAUCGGGUUGGGAGAAGUUGCCGAGAUUUCGUCAUUCCAGCGUUACCUUGAACCACUUGGCCGGGAAGAUGGAUAGAUUGGUGGCUGAUGUGUAAUUUUCCAACCAGAUGACUCCCGACCAGCCAGCCAGAUCAAUAGAAAGAGAAAGCGGCAAAGAAUCGGCCAAAAACCGCAAAGAACCCAAUCACACGUAACCCAUGAAUAUCGACACGGUUCCACUCCUUUUGAGACAACGUUCAAGCACAAUGGUAGCAAUCCGGGAGCACGUUGGAUCGCGCUCGGAUGUCGGGCGGAAAACACGACAGGAAUGCAGGCGAAUACAAAUUCGCCACACACCAGAUGCAGUUGCAAUGGAAACUACGCCACCACUGCGCGAUUGCAAGACGAAGAAAGCAAAACAUCAUUCCCGUGGCGAAGAUACAAUUCCGACGCUAUUCGGACACGGUAAAGGAUGGAAACGAGUCUGAAUGGCCGGAGUGGGCACGGUUGCAGAUCAAUCAUUUCCGUCUUCUGGUACGGCUGGUGAUGAAGUAUUGGCCAACGUGUUUCUUCUUUUUUUCUGUUUGUUAUCGAGUGAAGUUUUUGUUUUCAACAUUGUUGGCAUGGGAAAUGGAGGGACGCGAUUGAUUCGUCCAGAAUGUUGGACAGAUUGGAGUCAUGCUGGAGGAUGAAACCGCGCUCCUGGCGAGUGGAAGUAUGCGAAUUGCUGUAAAACCCCACAAGAGCACUAGCGUUUUGGAUGAACUACAAAAAGAAUGACAACGAUGUCCAUCCUGUACGGUAUGACGGUUUGUUUGUAGAGCCGUAGUUUCGCUCUCCAUCAACAAACAAACAUCGGUUGCAUGUACGCUGCGCUCGAGACGCAAUGGUUUGAAGAAAAAAAACUCUCGCCCAAGUUCUUCGGCUAGAUGAUGAACUGCCUGGGGAACGAAUCGAUUGAUGGAAUGGAUAACGAAUCGAUCGGGAUGGCCAUUGUGAAUGGUUGAAACGAACAUAAGAAGUAUUGGAAAGCAACAUCAACCACUAUUGAACAGCUUAUGCAGUGUUAAGAGCUUUAAGCGGUGCUUGCAAUUGGCGAUCGGUUGUUGAGCCUUUUAGUGCAUUUAUUGGAUCCUUGUAUUUUUUGCCGUUGUGGCCGGUGUACGCCAGUGUGAGGCGUUUAGAGUGCCAGCAAUCAGACAGUGCAGUGACAGUGCAGCCCUAGGAGGUGUGAGUGCUAUUCCGUGCUGUUGUUGCCGUUGUUCGCUGACGCCGGUUCGUCAAGUGGUGCAGUGUCGGUGCCGUGUUAGGCUCGCCAAAAGCCUGCCCCAAGGUAUUCGGCGCUCACGGAAGAUACUUUAUAAAACUAAGAUCUUAGUUUGAUGCACUAGAACAAGGAAAAGCUUACAAUCGUUUUAUGGAAUCGUUCAAAAUCGUUCAGAUAGACAGCUCAUAAUCAAGAUGAGAUAUACGAAAUUGUUAGUGUUACUAGUGACCUUAGAGCUGAGCUUUACCGAAUCCAGACGGUUCGGUGCUCGACAUAAACGGCAGCAUAGCAGCAAUCUGUACCAGCCGGAAAGUUUCAUCAUACUCGGCGGCGAAGGACCACCGAACGAACGGUGGGGACCGUGGGGUUCCCCAUCCGAAUGCUCGCGGGUAUGCGGUGGUGGCGUUGCGUACCAGGAGCGCGAAUGUCUUGAUCUGGACCAAACCGGUGCGGCCCUCUGUACGGGUGGGAAGAGAAAAUAUUUCUCCUGCAACACACAGGAUUGUCCCGAGCGAGAAUUGGACUUCCGCAAGCAGCAAUGCUCAGCAUUCAAUGAUGUACCAUUCGAAGGAAACCGAUACCAAUGGGUACCGUACACCCGGGCACCGAAUCCUUGCCAGCUAAACUGUAUGCCCGUGGGCGAACGGUUUUACUACACGCACCGUGCGAAGGUAACGGAUGGAACGCGCUGCAACGAUGAAUCGUUUGAUGUGUGCGUCGACGGUACCUGUCAACCGGUCGGCUGUGACAUGAUGCUAGGCUCGCAGGCAAAGGAGGACAAGUGUCGUAUCUGUCGGGGUGAUGGUAGCAGCUGCAAGACAGCGUCCGGGUUGCUGGAUGCGAACAAUCUGCAGGUCGGUUACAACGAUCUGCUGCUCAUCCCGUCCGGUGCCACGAACGUGCUGAUCAGUGAGCGAGCGCCAUCGAACAACUAUCUGGCGAUACGGAACCUGACCGGGUUCUAUCACCUGAACGGCAACUAUCGCAUCGAUUUCCCGCGCACGAUCCACUUUGCCGGUAGCGAUUGGCAUUACGAGCGCCGUCCGCAGGGCUUUGCUGCGCCCGAUCGGCUAACGUGCCUUGGUCCGACGACGGAAUCGGUCUAUCUGGUGCUGCUGUCGCAGGACCGUAAUGUGGGUGUAAAUUACGAGUACAGCGUGUCAUCGGAGAUGGCACCGGUCGAUGAGCCGGACAGUUAUUCGUGGAUGUACACGGCGUUCGAACCGUGCACGGUUAGCUGUGGUGGAGGUGUGCAAACGCGUAACGUCACGUGCAACAGCAAAGGUUCGCUGAAGGAAGUUGACGAGGGGCUGUGCAAUUUAAGCGAAAAGCCACCGACAACACAAAAGUGUGGUCAGCAGUCGUGUCCACCGCGCUGGUUCGAAGGACCGUGGAGUAAUUGCUCGAAACCGUGCGGCAACGAGGGAAAGCAAACGCGUGAAGUUUACUGCGAACGAGUGUCGGGCGAUGGCGAAACGAAAAAGAUCGAAGAAGACGUUUGCCUUGAGCAGGUCGGCAACAAACCGGCGACGGAGCGUGAAUGCAAUCAGGGUCUUAUCUGUCCGGAGUGGUACACAGGACGAUGGUCACCGUGUAAUAAAUUGUGCGGCGAGGGUGAAAAAUCGCGCAAGGUGGUGUGUUAUCGGAAGGAAAAUGGACGCAUCACGGUGCUGGAAGAUGACGAGUGCAUUACGGAAAAACCGGCCGUCAGCGAAACGUGUAUGCUGCGACCGUGUGAGGGUGUAGAUUACGUCACAUCGUCCUGGAGCGGAUGCGAUGAGUGUGGUGCAACCUUGGAAACACGUACGGUGCACUGUGCCUCCAAGUCGGGUACCGUUUACAACGCAUCGUUCUGUGCGAAUCGACAAAUGCCGGAGCUGCAGCGCGAAUGUAAGCUAACGCCGUGUGAAUUCCAAUGGUACACAUCCCAGUGGAGCAAAUGUUCCGCCGUCUGCGGGAAGGGCGUACAGACACGUACGGUCGUUUGCGGUAUGUUCGAUGGCCAAUCGCUGAAGCGUGCGGACGAUGAUUACAAGUGCGAUGCGGACCAGAAGCCGGAGAAGGAACGUGAAUGUGACGGGCCUCCCGAGUGUCCUGGGCAGUGGUUUGCGGGACCAUGGACCGAUUGUGACAAGAGCUGUGGCGGUGGUAUGAUGUCGCGCAAGGUGCUCUGUCUUGCCAAUGGUACUGUCGUGCCGGAAACGAACUGUGACGUGGACAAGAUUCAGCUGGCAACGGAGAGCUGUAACAAGCAUGAUUGCACGGAGGAUGAGGUCAUACCGGUGACGGUUGGUAGCAAGCAACCGGAGGAGGAUGACUACGAUGAGGAGGAGAUGUGCGACGAGGAUGAGGAUGGUGCUAAGGAGGAUGAUGAUGGGUCGGGAAUGGGAGUCAGCACGGAAGGACAGGACGGUGUAAUGAUGGUCACUGAAGAUUCGACUCUGGCUGAGGGUGUGGAACUGGAUAGUAGCGUCAGCGGCACAACAGAAUCGUCCCUCGAGACGGAUGAAGUUAUGAUGAGCGAUGCGACUGGCUUCGAUACGGGAGCUACCGAUCCGGACGAAGGUUCCGUAACGGAUAGUACGGUGGAAGGUUCCGGCGAUGGAAGUAGCCGUAUGUCCGAAGUAUCGGACGGUUCAGGUGACGACAGUGAAGUAACUACGGUUGUGGCCGCUUCGCGUGCCUCGGAUGAUGCAUCAUCGGAUGCGGCGGGUAGCUCUACAGAGGCCACCGCUGCUUCUGUUAGUUCGAUGGAAUCGGAGUCGGGCUCUUCUUCGGAGGCGAGCGCACAAAGCUCAACAGAAUCAUCGGAGAGGGUGUCGGAUAGUCAAUCGUCCACGGAAAAAGAUUCUGUGGCGACUACAACAGAUACUGUGUCCUCGACGGAAUCGUCUGAUACAACGACUGAGGUUACGGAAACGUCAACCAGCUCUACUGAUCUGGAAACAUCAACCGAUCUUAGCGUUAGUUCAUCGACGGCUGACUUCAGCAGUACGACAGAUGAGGAGUCAACUAAGGAUGUACCUACGACGACCGAAAGUGAGCUUCUCAGUACCACAGUUGCAUCGGAUGUUGCAUCUAGCAGUCAAGUUGCCGGUUCGUCAGAAUCCUCGACCGACGCCAGCUCGAGCGAUUCUAGCACCAAGAUGGUGGAAGGAUCCGAUUCUACCGAUACUUCUUUGAUGGCAUCGUCUAGUGAAUCAUCUGUAACCGAAACCUCUGUUUCUGGAUCGAGCGAAUCGGGAGCCACUGAAGAGUCGGUUACAGGAGCGUCCACCGACGAUAGUGCUACAACAGUUGAAUCGACGGAACCCACUGUGACUGGUUCCACGGACGAUUUUACUGGUUCGACCGUAACCGAAGAGACGGUAGAAGACACCACAUUCGAUAUCUGGGACUCCUCGACGGGUUCCACCGAUCAGGAAACGGAUGACACCGAAAGCAGCACCCCAUAUACGCUGACUUCGAUCGUUGCCAAGGAACAGAAAGCUCGCAAAUGCAAACCUCGCCCGAAAGUGCCACAGUGCGCCAAAUCUACGCACGGAUGCUGUCCCGAUGGUAAGACGAAGGCAUCGGGACCAUUCCUGGAGGGUUGCACACUGGCGGAGACGUGCAAGGAGACGAAGCAUGGCUGCUGUCCGGACGGUGUAUCCCCGGCCAAGGGUCCCAACGACAAGGGCUGCCCGAAGGCGGAAUGUGCCGACACACUGUUCGGAUGCUGCCCGGAUAAGGUUACACCGGCGGAGGGUAACGAUGGCGAGGGUUGCCCGGUUGAGACGACGACCGUCGCCGGAUGUACGGCCGGCAAGUUCGGUUGCUGUCCGGAUGGAACCACCGAAGCUAAGGGACCGAAUGCGAAGGGUUGUCCGGGUGUGGAGGAGAAGGUUGAUGAAACGCCAUCCGCCACGGAACAGCCAAAGGUGGAAGAACCAACGGCAGCGGAAGGUUGUGCCAGUACGACGCACGGUUGCUGUCCGGAUAAUACUACCGCGGCGACGGGUCCUGAUGGAAUGGGAUGUGAGCCGUGCAGUAAGGAACCGUUCGGAUGCUGUGCGGAUGGUAAGACACCAGCUCACGGGUACAGCGGUGAAGGUUGCUGUCUGCAAACACCGUACGGAUGCUGUCCGGAUAAUAUCGUUGCUGCACGUGGACCCAACAUGGAGGGUUGCGAUUGUCAGUACGCACCAUAUGGUUGCUGUCCGGACAAUAAGACGUCCGCCCGGGGUCACGAUAAUGAGGGUUGCGGUUGCCAGUACGCGAGACAUGGUUGCUGUCCGGACAAGGAAACGGAAGCAACGGGUCCCGCGUUCGAUGGUUGUCCGUGUCACGCACAUCAGUUCGGUUGCUGUCCGGACGGUGUCACACCGGCCAAGGGUCCGCACAAUCACGGCUGUCACUGUUCGCACAGUGAGUACAAAUGCUGCUCGGACGAAAAGACACCAGCAUCGGGACCGGAUGGGGAAGGUUGUACCUGUGCGAACAGUAAGUAUGGCUGCUGUCCGGACGGUGUCAGUGAGGCGCAGGGUAGCAAGUUCGAAGGAUGUACUGCUGUGCCGGAAUCACCGCAAAAGGCAUGCGCAUUGCCGAAGGAUAAGGGUCCGUGUCAUAACUACACCGUUAAGCACUUCUUCGAUGUGGAGUAUGGUGGUUGUGGUCGGUUCUGGUACGGUGGAUGCGACGGUAAUAACAAUCGGUUCGAUUCCGUUGAAGAGUGUAAAAACAUCUGCGAAACACCGACCGGCAAGGAUGUGUGCCAUCUGCCAAAGAUCACCGGACCGUGCACGGGACAGUACAAUAUGUGGUACUACGAUGCGGAACGUAACAUGUGCGGACAGUUCACGUACGGUGGCUGUCUCGGUAAUGCCAAUCGGUUCGAGAAGCUUGAAGACUGCAAGGCGACGUGCAGUGUGGACGAUUCAAAACCACCAUGUGAGCAACCGAUGGAGCGUGGACCAUGCAAUGGUACGUUCGAGCGUUGGUACUACGACAAGGAAUCGGACGCGUGUCAUCCCUUUUACUAUGGAGGUUGCAAGGGCAAUAAGAACAACUACCCAACGGAAGCCUCCUGUGGCUAUCACUGCAAGAAACCCGGCGUACACAAACCAAGCUGUAAAGAACCGGUGGACACUGGUAACUGCGAGGCUACGCAGGCCCGCUGGUACUUUGCCGGCGAUCGUAACAAAUGCAUGCCCUUCUACUUUACCGGUUGCGGUGGCAACGACAACCAGUUUGUUUCGCGCGAUCAGUGCGAAGAGCAGUGCCCACCGAAGGUUGAGAAAGACAUUUGCUUCCUACCGGCGGAGAUUGGUGAGUGCCAGAAUUACACCGCUCACUGGUACUUUGACACAAAGGAGGAACGGUGUCGUCAGUUCUACUACGGUGGAUGUGGUGGCAAUGGGAAUAACUUCGUUGAUGAACAGUCCUGCAUUAGCCGUUGUAUCGACGAAACGCCCAAACCAGCGGAAGUUCCCCAACCACCUCAACCAGCGCCGGGUCGUGCCGAUCCGGAACAAUUCGACCGAAGCCAAUGUCAGCUACCGAUGGAUAAUGGAAAUCGUGAAUGUUCACCGUACCAGGCACGCUAUUACUACAACACACAGACCGGUAGCUGUGAGCUCUUCACCUACACUGGCUGUGAAGGCAAUGGGAACAAUUUCCACAGUAAGGAAGAAUGCGAGCGAAGCUGUUCAACCGAUGCACGUGCACCGGUCGAUGUCGAUCUGCGAGGUCCAACCGAUCAGCGACCGAGCAAUGUUAGUCGCUGUGAGGAACCGCCAGAGUUCGGUGAUGGUGAUGGCGAUGGUGAGCUGAUCCUGUUCUACUACAACGCUGAACGUCGAUCGUGUGAACGGUUCCGGUACAGCGGUGCUGGUGGUAACACGAACCGCUACAACUCCGAGGAAGAGUGCGAACGGGUGUGUGGAGUAUACCGCGGAGUUGAUGUCUGCAGAGACGCAGUUGAGGCAGGUCCCUGUGGUGACUUUAUACCGAGGUACUACUACGACUCUAGGGCACAUGCUUGUUACGCCUUCAACUAUAGUGGGUGCGAAGGUAAUGGUAACCGUUUCGCAAGUGCAGAAGAAUGUGAAGGAACGUGCGUUCAUCAGCGACCUGGUUACGAUGAUACUGCAGAAAAGCUAGCCAUCUGUAACCUUCCCUUUAAGAUGGGUGAUAACAGAUGCAGAGCCCGGUCCGUCAAACGGUGGUACUACGAUCCUGUGCAGGAAACAUGUUUCGCCUUCCGCUACAAAGGAUGCGGUGGUAAUCGUAACAAUUUCCCCUCGUACAACAAUUGCCGCACGUACUGUAGUAUCGAAUCAAACGCGGUAAAUCCUUGCGAGCACUACGAGCAGGAAUGUAGCCGACUGCAGUGUUCGUACGGUAUUGCCAAAUCGUACGAUCCUGCCAACGGUUGCGAGAGCUGCCAGUGCAAUGAUCCGUGUGCCGAUUACUACUGUCCCGACGGUAGCCUAUGUGUGGUGGAUGUCCAGAGCAGUGGAAGCGGUUCCGAGUUUGUUGGAGUUUGUCGUAAAACAAACAAACCAGGCGAAUGUCCACCGCUGGCAAAUGCAACACAGUGCAGCAUGGAUUGCUACUCGGAUGCCGAAUGCCGUGGUAAUAACAAGUGCUGCCAGGCGGGUUGUGCGAACAUCUGUAUCAGUCCAGUCGAUCGUCCAUUGGCUCCAUCUGCACCGGUGCAACCGAAUGUUCCGGGACCCACCGUUCUGGAGGAGGUGCCACAAGAGGAGUUGGACAUCAAGUCGGAGGAGGGUGGUAUUGCUACGCUGCGAUGCUAUGCAACCGGAUUCCCACCACCCUCAAUUCGCUGGCGCAAGGGAGAAAUACAACUCAACACCAACCAAGGUCGCUAUGUGCUUUCCUCGAACGGUGAUCUGCAGAUUGUGCAGCUGCAUCGUACAGAUAGUGGCACCUACGUAUGCAUCGGAGACAACGGUAUCGGUGAACCAGUGCUACGAGAAGUCACACUCACAGUUAGGGACCCUGUGCCAAGGGAUGCCUACAUCGCCGGCAAUAUGAACGACUCGCAGGUGGUUGAGCUAGAUAAACCUGCGACAUUGCGGUGUGCGGCUGGUGGCUAUCCGAAACCGAUCGUAAGCUGGUGGCGGGAAACGUACAUGAUGCCGCUGAAGAUGGUGAACCGUGACUAUUCGCUGCACAUUGCAAGCGUUCGCUUGACCGAUCUCGGUCCGUACGUGUGUCAGGCUUAUUCCGGUGCCGGUAAAGGUAUUUCACGUACGGUCACACUAAUGGGCUAUGGGCCGGCUUCGCCAGAUAGUCCGGUUGAUGAGAAAUAUAUGAAGUACCUUGUGCCCAGACCGAGACCGGUACCAUCGCUCCCGGGUGAUCGUUAUCCGUCACGGCCACGGCCACCAGUCGCUCAGCCACCGCCAGUUGUCGUUCGUCCACCAGUUCCGGUGACGGUGAAACUGUACUUCCCGCAUGGACGUGAUCUGAUGCCAAAUAGUAACUUCACGAUCAACUGUACCGUGGACGGAUAUCCACGGCCCACGGUGAACUGGUUCAAGGAUGGCCAGAUGGUGGUACCGACCGAUCGCAUACACAUUACCGACACGAACCUACUGUUUGUGUCCGGAGCAAUACCGGCCGACAGUGGCCGGUACAAGUGCCUUGCCAGGAACGAAAUGUCGGAAGCAUUCGAGGAGCAAAGUUUACGCGUGGAAGGUGUAUACGUACCGCCAGGAUGUACCGAUAAUCAACUACUCGCCAAGUGUGACCUGAUCGUUGCUGGACACUAUUGCAACCACAAGUACUACGCUCGGUUCUGCUGCCGAUCGUGUACGCUGGCGGGACAGAUAAAUGUGAACAACCGUUACCGCUAAAACCGUGUGCCAUAGCAAAAGGAAUCUUACAGCCUGUUGCAAACACAGUCUCGUAAAAUCGUGACCAGCACUAGCCAUCUUGUACAACCCAUUCACAGUCUCUCAACCGUACCGGUGCAAGCCAAACGAAAACACAGCAAACUUCCGAAUCAUGUCACAAAAUGAAUGAAUUGCUUUACGCAUCUAUUUAUUGCUGUUAUGAAGCCUCCCCCCCGGUACACGGAUGGUUCACAAUAGUGUGCCAUUUACAAAAAAAAACACACAAUGAACAACCAACAACAACAGCGCGCAGGUGCCAAUCGUUACAAACGGCUUGAUUGAGUAGUAGCAUUUAAACCAAAACCUCGAAUCUGGUGCGAACUUUCGAGCCCUUCAUGUAGUGACAAUGUUUACAAGUAGUACUUUUUAUAUAUAAUUCAGUCGUUGUUUAGGUUUUAUCGUUAAGUCGUAGGCAAGUGAAAAAAAAAAAUGUUUUCUUCACUAAAGAUGACAUGAUCGGUGUUCAGCUCUCAUACAAGGUUUAAUCAAACAGAAUCGAACAUAGCGCCAGCAUUACUCCAAAUAAGCAAACAAUCGCAUACCAACCAAUCAAGUUGGUAAACCGAAAUCAACAAACAAGGCGAUAAGAACGCAACAAACGCAUAUGAACCAGAACAAAAAAAUAUGAAACGCAAAACACAGCUAAUGGACCUGCAUGUACUGUUGUAGCACAUACACAAAAUGCAUUUCCCGCCGUAGUGUUUCCUUUCCCACUGUUGCUUUACUGUAAAUAAUUUAUUGUCAACAAAUCAGACCUUCUUCCCUCGUCCCAUUCAAAAGCGUCGUCACUGUAGAACUGUAGUUUACCGCCGAAGGGUACAGUGAAAUAGAGCAGAAAAAAAGAAUAGAAUCUAAAGUAAAUUCAAUAACUGAUUGAUAGGAAAUAAUAAAUGAAUGAAAAUGAA
Anopheles funestus (African malaria mosquito) is the source of this 10667-nucleotide messenger RNA. It is a transcript of the gene Ppn, whose product is annotated as papilin. Lineage: Eukaryota; Metazoa; Arthropoda; Insecta; Diptera; Culicidae. Gene Ontology annotation, biological process: extracellular matrix organization. The coding region runs from base 2056 to 9723 and encodes 2555 amino acids. The record is from RefSeq and is a predicted model, not a curated record. The transcript is spliced from 21 exons. Gene Ontology annotation, cellular component: extracellular matrix; extracellular region. Gene Ontology annotation, molecular function: serine-type endopeptidase inhibitor activity; metalloendopeptidase activity.